This is a messenger RNA of Gordionus sp. m RMFG-2023, 1308 nucleotides long. RefSeq names its product metallophosphoesterase 1-like. The transcript is spliced from 7 exons. The record is from RefSeq and is a predicted model, not a curated record. Gene Ontology annotation, molecular function: hydrolase activity. Gene Ontology annotation, cellular component: endoplasmic reticulum. Bases 12 to 1061 code for a protein of 349 amino acids. Gene Ontology annotation, biological process: GPI anchor biosynthetic process. NCBI's taxonomy places the organism in Eukaryota, Metazoa, Nematomorpha, Gordioida, Chordodea, Parachordodidae.
UCAUUUUUACCAUGAGAAAGAAAAUCAAUUUGUACCUUAUAUUAAAAUGGUUAAUAUCCUUGAUAUUUUUAAUUAUGUUGUAUGAAAAUAUAAAUUUUUAUUUUUUAAAUCAUUUUAAUAAUGUAAUAAAUUCAUCUAACUAUUUAAUAAUUGCUGAUCCUCAAAUUUUAGGCAAAGAAUUUAACAAUUGUUUUUUGGACUUUAUAGCAAUAUGGGAUUCUGAUAGAUAUCUUUACUUGGCAUAUUGGUAUGCCUUUACAAAAACCAAACCAAAAUAUGUUAUAUUUUUGGGAGAUUUGAUGGACCAGGGGUCUAAAGCAGACAAUAUUACAUAUAAUAAAUAUGUAGAGAGAUUUCAGAAAAUAUUCCCAUUAUAUGAAAGUCAGGGAAUAUAUGUUGAUGGGGAUAACGAUGUAUUUGAAAUCAAUUAUCUACCUGUAAUUACUAAUGUAGCAAGGUUUCAAAAUAAUUUUCCUUUAAGAGACACAAUUUCAGCAGCUCCGAAUUUUUGCUUUAAAAUAAUCAAUUUUUUAGAUUAUCAAAAUUUAUACUCAAAAUCUCAGGACACAAAUGCAGAAAAAAAUAAUCAAAUAAAUAUAUUUUCAACAAAUAGUACGAAUAUAUUAUUAAGUCAUAUGACGAUAUUGACAAAGGACCCAUUAUUAAUAGAACAAAUUGCUCGCAUAUAUUCCCCCAAUUUGAUACUAUCAGGAGAUCUUCAUACGAGUCGAAUCAUUUAUAGGAGAAUUAAAAAUAGUAAAGUUGAAGGAACGUUCGUUCAAAAUUUUGAAACCUCUAUUUCUAUUAAAUUUUUUCUUUCCAACGAUCAAACAUACAUUUAUGAAAUCUCCGUGCCUUCUAUAAAUUAUCGAAUGGGAUACGAAAAAACGGGAAUAGGAGUUUUAAAUUUACAUUUGAAUGAUUCAAAUAAUCUAGUUGCAACUUAUCGAGUUAUUUGGCUGCCAUAUAGAUUCAGACAAUUAUUAGUUUAUAUGCCACUAUCGCUCCUUAUAAUCUUAUUUUUAUCAAAAUAUAAAUUCACACUCAAAAUAUUUAAAUAAUUACAAUCAAUAAAUAAUAUCAAAACUAUGCAAUUGAAUUAGAAUUAAUUUAAAAAAAUUUAAUUGUUAACGAUACAAAUAUCUCUUAGAUUUUUAUCUUUAUUUUUAGAUUUUUUAUUAUUAAAAUUAUAACAUUCAAUUAUAGACUGAACAUAUUGAUAUUUUAUAUUAUGCAGAAAAUUUUUUAAAAUAUAUUUAAAUAAUCAUGUUAUUUUAGUUUCUCUGUCUCCCUUUUGCAAUAAAUUAU